Messenger RNA from Eruca vesicaria subsp. sativa (arugula), 1815 nucleotides. NCBI's taxonomy places the organism in Eukaryota, Viridiplantae, Streptophyta, Magnoliopsida, Brassicales, Brassicaceae. The record is from the annotation of a GenBank genome assembly.
UUACACAACAUCCCCCAAACCGAACCCACACAAAAAAAAAGGUCCAGAAACUUCGAUUCCUGUCAAAAGUUUCAACAUUAAUCUUUAGAGGAUUCUUUGUCUCAAAAAAUAAUGGAUAUUGGAGAAAUCAUUGGUGAAGUUGCUGCUCCUGUGAGUAUCCCAACGAAGAGCGCCAUAUACGUUUGGGGAUACAACCAAAGCGGACAAACCGGUAGGAAAGGGCAAGAGAGUCUUCUGCGUAUCCCGAAACAGCUUCCUCCUGAGCUCUUUGGUUGCCCUGCUGGUGCCAACUCGCGUUGGCUAGAUAUCUCCUGUGGUCGGGAACAUACAGCCGCUGUUGCAUCUGAUGGAUCUCUCUUCACUUGGGGUGCCAAUGAAUAUGGUCAGCUUGGGGAUGGAACGGAAGUUGGGAGGAAACAUCCAAAGAAGGUGAAGCAGCUGCAGUCAGAGUUUGUGAAAUUUGUGUCUUGUGGAGCUUUCUGCACUGCUGCUAUUGCAGAACCUCGUGAAAAUGACGCUACUCUUUCAAAGAGUAGACUAUGGGUUUGGGGACAAAACCAGGGGUCAAAUCUGCCACGCUUAUUUUCAGGGGCAUUUCCUGCUAACACGGCAAUUCGCCAAGUUUCAUGUGGGACAGCUCAUGUUGUGGCCUUAUCAGAGGAUGGUCUUCUUCAAGCUUGGGGCUAUAAUGAACAAGGUCAGCUUGGUAGAGGAGUCACUUGUGAAGGACUACAAGCACCUCGUGUGAUAACUGCUUAUGCCAAGUUCCUUGACGAAGCACCUGAGCUUGUGAAGAUAACGCAAGUUUCAUGUGGGGAGUACCAUACUGCUGCUGUAUCAGAAACGGGGGAGGUUUACACUUGGGGAUUAGGAAGCAUGGGACAACUAGGUCAUGUUUCUCUUCAAUCCGGGGACAAGGAGUUAAUACCAAGGCGAGUCGCUGGUCUCGAUGGUGUGACCAUGAAAGAAGUUGCCUGUGGCGGUGUACACACUUGUGCUUUAUCUGUGGAAGGAGCACUUUAUGCUUGGGGUGGUGGCCAAGCAGGACAGCUAGGUCUUGGUCCUCAAUCUGGUUUCUUGUUUUCCAUCUCUAAUGGAAGCGAAAUGCUUCUACGCAAUGUCCCGGUUUUAGUCAUUCCAACCGGUGUCCGGCUUGUUGCUUGUGGACAUUCACACACUCUGGUCUAUAUGAGAGAGGGACGGAUCUGUGGUUGGGGAUACAAUAGCUAUGGUCAAGCAGCAAAUGAGAAAUCAUCAUAUGCUUGGUACCCAUCGCCUGUAGACUGGUGUGUAGGACAAGUGAGGAAGCUAGCAGCAGGAGGUGGUCACUCAGCUGUUUUAACCGAUGCAUUCUCGUUGAAGGAGCUAUGUGAGUUUCAGUUAGCAGAUAGUGUGAACCUCUCAAAUGCUUCAAAGAUUCAAGAUGUUGCAUUCAGGAUGGGUUCCGAAGCUCUAGCCCGCCUAUGUGAAAGACUCAGGGAGCAGUUUCUUGAUGGAGACUUCGCUGAUGUGGAAGAAGUGUACUAAAAAGCAGAAACCCCAAACUCUAGAACCGUUUAGUACUGUCGGAAGUUAUUACUAUUUAUCAUGUAUCAUUGUCUCAUUGAACAACUGAACAUAUGUAGUAAACUAGAAAGUCCAUUCUUCAGCAGAACUCUGUAUCAUUUUACUUUUCAGGACAUAGUACUUUAAUUUCUGUGCUGUCUCUGUAAGAUCCAGAUAUUGUAACUUCCUAUUCUGUACGCUUAAGACUUUCAAAAAAAAGCUGGAUCUUGGUGGCAUUGUGAAGUGUUGAAAUCUCAUUGUUAAUUUGAG